AUGAAGUCUCCUCCCUUCUUACACAGUAGCCGCUGUCUGUUCCUUCCUCCUAUCCUCCUCCUCCUCCUCUCCCAAGUCCGCUGUACUCCCGCAGCGGCAGUUGCUCUUCAAGAUAGGGAUAGUGGAAUCCAUUCUCACCCCUUCUUUGCCCUCAACACAAAUCCCUGUCACGAUGACCCCUCAUUGUGCUUUUCAGUGCCCUCUGCGCCCCAGAAUCUCCGGGUGAUUCAAAUGCGUCGAGAGAGCGCCAGUUCGGGCCAAGUGGAUGCUCCCCAGUCUGAUUACAUUGUCCUAGAACUGAAGUGGAACCCGCCCGCGGAUACCUACGGUGAACUCAAGGGCUAUCAGGUUUCCUAUCGGUUAAUCGGACCGCCUGAAUUGCUGCAGGAGGAGGCUGCAAGUGGCGGUGGUGGUCCUCAUUCUGAGAGAACACCUCAGACACAUGCCGUCCGACGUAAUGUGACGGACACUUCCUACACAUCAACACAAAUAGACAAUAUUCGUGAGUCUGCGCUAUUUGGUUGCGUUUGGUGUAUAUGCAGUAUGUCUUGAAUCAGUAAGGUGGUUUAACUCUUACAAUCUGCCUUUUAUUCGAAGAGUAUUUAAAUAAAAAGUACGAUUGUGAUCAGGUUUCGAUGAUGGUGCUAUAAACUAAAGAACCAAACGCUUUAUGGAAGAUUGAGAAAAUCUGAUCUUCUUGAGCACUGGAUAUCUAAUUCAGGAAGUCAUAGAAUCACGCCUGUGUCUAGAUGGGUUGCUCUUAGUCAGGCUUUUAGUUGACGUCUUGCCUGCCACCUUCAGUUAGGCACUGACAUUGCAUGAAGAAGCUACACCACCCUUACGGAAUGGACGCGGAAAAUUUGUCAAAAUCGCCUUUGUUAUCCAUCCAGAAUGGCGUGACAUAUGCUCUCACAGGCAGUGCAUUGCACCCAGAAGUUGGUUUUAGGGCAACGCAAGUUAAGCGUAAGUUCGCUUUCACCCCCAUGCAUACAGUUCAGUAUUCACAACCACUCAGGGGGACUGAUUGGACAAAUCACGCGGGUCCUUGCGGCAACAUAAAUAACGUGGUCGGUCCAUUAAUCAUUUCUAAAUCUUAUAAAAAAUCUGCGAUUAGCGUUGAGUCGACCGACAAUAUCCUUCCUUCUCCAGCCAUUUGGCUGCGAAUUCAGGCGACUUAACAGAAACUGUCUAUUUUUCCAGCCAAAAGCCACUAGUACCGCGGUGUACAUUCUCUUGGUCGGAGAUUCAGUCCAAAGACACUACGACGCUGAUUGGCGAGUCGGCUGAUCUAGUGACCGGGUUAACUAGAGACUUCAUAUUCAGUAGUAUAUAGUGCAGUCAUUGAGCGAUCUCAUAAUGCACUGGCCGAACUUCUGGAAUGUGUUUAGAAUUAAAAGGAUUACUAAAGUGAGACUCUAACGUUAUUUACCGUGCAGCGUAGUCAGUCGCGUCAGCAUAUCGGCCAUUGAAUGCGCGUAUUUUCAGCCGCCAGAAAGGACUGCCGGCAGUAAAAGGUGGCUACUUAAGGAGUUUGCAUGUGUGGUAUUGGUUUCCGAUGUCCUUCUGGAAUCAAAUAUGUUUUUAUAAAACAGGAACAUAAAUAUCCUUCGUUGUACCCGUUCGGUAGUCAGUCACGUGCUCUUCAAUUUUCGCACUCGUAGAAAAGGUAUCUAUCUGUUUUAAAAAGUUUUUUAAUUAACCGAUUGUUUAGGUCGGCACAACGUCCAUUCAAAUAGCAUCAUAUCUAUCCAUUUACUUAAACUACUCAUAGGAUAUAACACCCAUCCAUUGCACAAUUUUAUCGAGUCCUGUAUGGUAUCUUACAAGUGGCACAAAGGAAUACUUGAUUUUUUACACGUAAAAUGCACAGCCCGUCGACUGAUAACUCCUAAAUACAAGGGUAGAUCAUGCUGAAAAUUGUCUGAAAAUUAAUGUGCUUUUUAAAAAUUAAGUAUACACUUCUUUCGAGCAUAAUAUAUGAAGACAAAUGGACUUCUUAUUAAACUGGUGUAAUGAGAGAUAGAUCUGCGCAUAUUUUCUGCAAAGUGAAAUCGAAUGUAGUAGGAUAUCAAAAAUCAGUUGAAAAUGCAUACUGCUUAAGUAGCCACGUCCGACUUGGUGUUAUUUUUGCAGAUGUUCGGGAAAAACCAGGCGUGUCUGAAAUAUCAUGUAGUUAUGCUGCACAACCAUCUAUAUUAUAACCCCACUUAAGUGAUCCCUCCUUAUCAUAAAAACAUUUCAGAAUUUUGAUUACCAUUUCGUGGGGAUCGGUCACUAGACGAACGUUUGUGACAGGGGAUUAAGGACCUCAAGUGUUGGGUUCAAGGUUCGAGUUAGAAUUAGGACAAGAGAAUAGGCAUCAAUUUGGAAUUUCGCUCAAGGUCACCUGUAAUGCGGGGGUCCUAACUCCCUGUCCAACCUUAAACAAUAUCGCCGACUUAGUCAAGGUCAGUCAGCUAGCCUGAUAUAGCUCUUCUGUCAUUACCAAAAAUGCGAAGGGCUCUCCGGUGAAUCCAGUCAGUAAUUAUCAAUUUCUGUCCCGAGAGGUUUAGGAAUCUUCAGAAUUCUUGUCUUUGAAACAUCGAUGCUAACGCAAAGUAUUGCAGCCGGUAUUUCAUACGCCACUUCAAAGUGGUUCCAAUUUCUGCAUGGGGCCUGAGGGCGGAUCAUCCUUUAAUGCAAGAACACGUCAUAAAGCAAGUCAUCGCUAGAAUGGGACGGUAGCAUGAAAGAGUUACUAAUCUGAUUCCAGGCUACAGCUACGGGCUGGCGUUUGAAAAACACGAGAACAACACUUAGACGAGGGCGCAUGCAAAUAGUUAAUUAAUUCGGCUAAAUGAUGGGGGCCCUCGGACAAACUCCAUCCGCCAACGCCCCGCAGAAUUCGCGCCGGGGGUACCACAUCCCGAGCUGCCAGCGCCACGCCUUGCUGCGAUGUGAAUCACCGUUACCCCCUACUAAAUAUCGGUGAGGAUAACACGCUUUUCAGUCUGUAGUUGGUUGUAGCCAAAGUGGAUUGCGUCUGAGGCCACCCGAGUAUGUUGUUCACCGAUAAACCCCGAUUUAAAAGUCGAGAUGGGCAUUUCCUGUUAGGCAUGCCAAGCCAGUAAAUAGACAUCUCUAGCCUUUCUUGGCGAUUAAUUUCAAUUUAUUCUUUCAUAAGGCAGACGGUUUGUGGCAAAUGCACCACCGGGGUUAUUUUGCUUUUUAUGGAAAAUAGAGAGGAGACCAAAUUAAAUUAGAUUAACCGGAAAAUGCUUUGUUUAUGUUCUUCUGUCCUUCCCCAUUGAAAAUCCGUCAUUGUGGCGCUUCAUAAACAGAAACCGUUUGAAUAACUGAAAAACGAACAAUAAAUUCUAUUUAUCCCCAACGCUUUUUUAACAUUUUUUAAGCUGCCGACCAUUUCUAAUGUAGCACAGAUGUAUCCCACCUAUUUAAUUUAAAUGGAGUAAAAAGUUACUUGCUUGGGCGAACAAUUGUGCUAAAAGAGAAUAACUGACGAUAUUUAUUUGUACAUGCCAGAAGAAGAAUUAAAAAGACCUAGCGGCGCAGGUUGCGUAAGGGUUGUCAAGAUGUUUUAACGUAGUCAUCAGAGUAAAAAUACGACAAUGUAAUACCUUUUUGGCAACGCCUUCAUAGGGGCUAUGAAUUUAUUUAUUAUUAUUAUCAUUUAAUGUCAAAGUAUAGUGUCGCCUUUGGAUUGGUGACAAUAUGGAGGAUCAGAAUUUGUAAAACCACAAAGAUUUAGGAUGUUUAGCUCUCCUGCCCUAGACAAAUACUCCUCAGAGCAAGUAGCCCCGGCAAAAAACACACACUUACGAAAACUUACUAAAUAUUGAGCGAAUUCUCACUGGUUUUAUGACCAUAGCCCAAAUGGAAUUCUUUCAAACAUAUGAACGACCGUAUUUGCCAUUGAACUGUUUCAUAGACCAAUUGGCUACAUACGUGAAGGAGCACGUAAUACUAGUCUAAUGAGCCUGAACAGUUAUCUGCACAUUUGCUGUUGAUGUGGAUCUGUAACAAAUAAAUUAAAAAGCUGCGGUAAUCGCUGCAAUUUCAUUAGGGGUGUUGGAUGUUGGUAUGAUGAUUGCUCGACCAUCUGACCCACCGACUCUGACGUUGGGAACAGUGUUCGCAUGUGAGUUCCCCGCGUGACUAAUUACUCCGCUUAGGCGAAGCCUCAGCAAGGAGUAUGGGAGGGGAAGGUCGUUACAUCUUAUCCGAGACUAUGUCACUUUUUGCUUUCACGCUCACGUUAGCCAGCGGCACCAUUUCCGAUUGUCUUUUGGUAAAACGGCUUUACCAGGAAAGGCAGAAAUGUCUUUUGGAUACUGUUCAUUACAUUUUGACUCUGAAUUUCAGUGAUUACAGCAGUGCUCUAUUUGUCGCCACAGCGGUAGAAUAGAAGGCAACUUUUAUUUGCCUCUAAAUGGAUUUGCCAGACGAAUAAGCACCCUAUGAAACACACUUUGGGCGGUCCAUUGAACACAUGGUAGGUCUGGUUGAUAAAACAUUAGAUACCGCUUUUGACAGAGUUUUUCUAUAGAAAAAUGAAAUAUUUUCAAACAAAAUAUAACUAUAUUAAAAAGGGAAUACUAGUACCGACUUGCAUGUGCACUCCGUCCUCAAAUUUGUACACCUAAAGGCCAGAAUGUCCUUCUGGAAGAAUGACAACGCGAUCAGUGCGCACCGCCCUCUACCAUUAUUGUCGUUGGACUGUUUUAUGGGGGGAGGGAGUUUAAUGCUUAGUAGGAUUUGUCGCAAGGGUUGACUUGCUAAAAACAUUUCAGUCAGCUGAAUAAGGCUAUACUCUAGCGGACGAUUACAACCAUUUGUAUUGGUCACUUUAUGCUUUUGAGAGAUUGCUAAGGGUGACGAAUCUGAGUAAUGCAAUCUACUGUUCAGGACGAAACGAAAAUUCUAAGAUAUUAUGCCAUUAAUUUGGCCAACUAAUGUAGAAACUCAUUUAUUUAGCCUCCAUCUCAGCAUACUGGACUGAAGUUAAAGCGUCGUAAUUCAUAACAAUGCCGAGAUGAAUUAUGUGGAGGUAAAUGUGAAGUCGUCGGUCGCUUAGAAUUAAAAACACGGAGGAAUUAUUCUUCUAUACAAUGGAAAACCACGCAAAGCCUAUUUAAUAUACCUAAGACUCGUUUAUCCUCGAUUGUGAAAAUGCCUUUUUGUUUACUGGCUGUGCUUCGACGAAGCGCAGUAUAAUAGCCUAGUAACUUUGAAAUAGUACUUCGAGGCAUCUCUGCUUCAAGGCUUUGUUGGAUUUGCGUAAACAUACCCUCUUUUGACCACCCCAGUUUAAUGUCGGUGCAAUUCGGGAAACAGACACGCGUGGGUUACUUCCGUUAUUUUGCAGUUGACAGUCCUUACUGUUUUGCGCGUUGAAAUCAUAAUAGUUUUGUCUGAAACCUGUCCGCUUUGCGUCCUUUGACUUUGAACUUCGUCUACGAAAGCAUCUGUUUCUGACUUCCUUUCGUAAACUAAGCGCACAUUAGGAAAAAUAUGAAAACAUAGAAAACCAAAUUCAAAGCAAUCGCGCAUAUCGCAAUACGUCGGGCAGAAAUUUGUACUUAACGUCGUUUAUUUUUAAAAACCCUAAUAGCGCAAGGUAGAGAAGGCGUAAGUUUGCCCAAACUUUAAGUCUCCGCCACAAUUCCAGGCCCGAAUUUGAGGAUUACUGAACUUAUGCACAUUGGUAUUUAUGGAAACGAUGCCGUUUGUCGAAGUGUCUGGAGGUUCUUUCUGCUGUUGUUGCAUGCGAAAGUGGGUGGUCAUUUAGUGCUCCUUUAAUGAAUUCUGAAGACACUGCCCUCGUGCCAUGAAACUAUUCAUAAACGCUUCCGUCUACAUACACGAGCACGACAAGUAGUCGACGUCCGUGACUCGAAUAUACCGAAUGGCAAUGGCAGUGUGCCCUAAUUUUGAGACUUUAGUUAAACAAUAAUUUUGAUGCAACGUACGCCGUUUAUAACAAUGGAACGGGAGAAGACUAUGCGCAGUUAGCGUGCGGGCACAGGGCCUUGUCGCAUGGCAAACUGAUGAUGACUGAUAGAUUACGAGUGGUGAUUCUGUCAUUAUGCAGUAUUCAGUUUCCAGACAAGGCGUGGAUGUCCCCUCUUCAUCCCGCAGUCACGAUAAACUGGAGGUCGAUAAGAAGGCGAAUUUAACGUUUUGUUACUUAUUUUAGCCUCAAUAGCCGCUUUGCUCAGUCUCCCAAUUUAGCAUGUGCACUAAGUGUGUUCCGUGAAGAGAGCAACACGUACCUCAACAAUAUACAACCAUAAAUUUUUGGAAAGGUUCAGGAAUGCGUGUUGGAUUUUGGUAAACGGAAAGUCGUGUGUUUUUCCGCAAACAGCCUGUUUGGUCUUAGUGACCCUACCUACCAGCUUCUAUGGUUCACUGGACCCAAAUUUUCAGUCCAAGAUGUAAAUUGCAUCCAGUAAUUUGUCCAUUUUAAUUUAUGGAGUUGUAUCGGUGCCUGAAGAGGGAAAGAGAACGAAUUUUGACACACCAAGCUCGCCCUUCCAUUCCACAUUCGUCCUGAUUCAGCGACAAGUCAGGGUUCCCAUGAUCAGCGACAGAUGUUGGCUGGCGUGGCGAAAUCCUAGCCUACGUUUGUCGCAUGUGAGUGAGACGUCGACUCUGCUCAAAGUACUCAUCAAUAACUCGCAUUUCUCGUCAAGGAGUGUUGACUUGAAGAUUAUAUUGACGACGAGGCAUUGCUUUCCGAUCCCCAGACAGCAGGUACUAAAUGCCGUUCCUCGAAAUUGUGAAAAAUAGGACCUUCGCAUGUCUUUUUGGAAGCAGUGUCUCUUUAAAAUAUCCGACUCUGUUUCCUUAUUCGCACAAGGUCAACUUAUAUAGUUGCGCAAUAUGUUGGAAAUAGGUAUAUCUCCUUUCUCGAUCUCCGUCAUGUUAGCUGCAGGGAACAGAGGACGCCCAAGUCAAGCCUGUUUGAGGAGCGAAUAAAGCUGUUAAGAUGAUAUCAUAACGGGGAUCUAAUAUGGUCUAUACACCACGCAGGAUAUCCUUAAGACAUAAUGCCCACCUUUUAAUUUCCUCAGAAAGUAAUGGCUAACCCGGAGUAAAUCAGUCUAUUUAAGAAUUAUCAGCUCAGACAAACAUUUGGUAUAAAUAUUUUGGCCGACCAUAGCGCAACAACCGCGCAAUAUUCAUAAAAUGCCAACAGGCAGCAAUACAGCAAUACUACCCUAGCCGGUGAGUAGAGGCGUUGACUUCUAAACCAACAGGUCGCGAGUUCGAGGCUCGGGUGUUCCACACUUCGGGCUUGGGUAUGGCUGGCUGACGACGGCUACUAAGCCAGAAAUGGCCAUUCCAGUCUCCCUUGUCUUUGUCGGUUAUAGUAUUCUGCCUAUAUAUAUAUGUAUAUAAAGUAUGCAAGCGCUCACCUAUCAAGUUAGAGGAUGAGCCCUCCCGUUGUGUCUUGGGCCUCAUUUUCCCAAAGAAUUCCAUCUUUUUAAUUAAAUUUCUUGGGAUGCUGUUUUCCAAUUCGUAUAUAUAUGGGCUGUGGGAGCGCUCACCGAUCAGGUUACGAGAUGUGCCCUCCCGUUAUGUCAGGGGCCUCAAUCUAGACCCCUCCCAGACAGUCACAUAGCGGCUAAUAUUAUAUGCAGAAACGUGGGUACCCUGGGCAUUGUCGGGAUCUCCUUAACUGCAUAUAUAUGUAUACAGAAAUAUAGGCAGCCCAAGAAAUAUAUGCAAAGGUCUGAACAAUUCUUUGGGAAGGCAGCAUAAGGUAUUCUACAAAUGUUUGAUGCAAAGGCGUCAAGUGACGCUGGCUUUCAUAUUGUAGUCAGAGUGCUAUGACUUUUGCAGUAGUAAAUCCGAUAUUUUGGUUGCGUUGUGUAGAUGAAAGAACUAUUUAUUGCUAAGAAAGAUCACCUGUAAGCGUUGGGCGACAUUAUUAACUCAGUAUCUUCAAUUAUCGCACUUAAUCCCGAAGACAAAAUUGACAGAAGUGCAUUCACAUCUGGAUGUCCUCGUAAGCCAGAAAACUGACAGAACAUUUUGCACUAUAUGAAUAACCUCCCUGUUCUUCUGAACACCAGAGCACAAUAGAUUGCCCAAAACGCCAGCUGUCUGCCAGGGCUUUCAAAAUUAAGUUUUCGAAGGCAAUUAACGCGGUAGGGAGUUCUCGGGUGUUCUCUUUUGAGUAGAUGGUUGUUUAUUUCCUAGUUGUGGUCUCAUCUCCACAUGAAAAGCAGUCGCUGAUGAAAAUGAAUAUUCACAACGAAGGCCUGAGAUUAAUAUGCUUUUGAUUUAAUGAACCACCUUCUGUGACAAAACAUGUCAUUAGAGUGUCUUAUAAACUGUUUCACUGACGAAUUGCCACCCCAUUUAUCUGUUGCCGAAAUAAAAUUCAAGAAAAAUAGAGACAUUUUGCUCGUUUGCCCAAUUUUCUGAAUGAUACCGAUCAAUUUCAUUUCCAGAUUAAAUAACAUCAUUUUGUCCUUAUACAGUCUUCGUUCUUCGACCUUAAAUGCGCUAAAAUGUGUCUAAUUUGCUAUUCCUCUGGUGGUUUCGUUUCUAAAUUAUGUAUCAAUGGAAUUUAGUCCGUACGUGAACCAUUUUGACACAUGCUCAGAAGUUCAAAUUACCGGUUACUAAUGAGUCUUUCCGAGGUUGCAGAUGGGACAUUUACGCAGGUCAGGAGAAUACGAAUUUGUUAAAGCAACCGACGAACCGGAGGCUUUAUUAUUGUCUUUUUGAACGGGUAUUACGUAGACUUGCAAGCAAGAAUCUUGAAAUAACUUGCCUAUCAUCACGCGGACCCAUCCAAGUUACUCGAACCUAAUUUCCACGUUUGUGAUGAUUAUUCUGGUAAAUCCGGUUCUGAUUGUAUUGAUUUAAUUUAAUAGGAAAACGCGCAGUAGCGUACAAAUGCUAUCUAGGACAUUUAUUAGCAUAGAAAAUUAUCUGAAUAUAAAGUAACAUUGACUGCGGCCUAUAUUUGUAAGUGAUUCCCUGAUAAAAUUACUGGCAUACACAUUCAGCAUGAGAUAGAGGCAUUUUCGCGGACAGGCCAGGUUUAUGAGUAAAUUGCCCAACGUCCCGAAAUGAUCACACAGAUUUUGACCAUCACUUCCCAUGAGUUAAUGUCAUCUGGUAAUCCAGUUUUCGCAAGCAUCUGCGGCAUCACGUGUUAUGAGUACGAGCUGCCGAUACUCUAACCAGAUGCCAAUUGUAAGACGAUUUUGCCUGGUUUGUAAAUGCGCAGCGUUGUUGUCCAUGAUCCUUAUGGAGGAAUAUCUUCGACAUGUGCUAUCUCAUGAAAUGUUGACCAAAAUUUAAAUAUACGUUUUUGAACUGGGAAGACUGCUAAAGUAGGAUCUUAAUAUCGAUUUUCUUGCAGCACAGUUUCGAGAUAUUUAAGUCAACUCAGGAGGCAGACGGUCCACCAAGCUUCUUUUCAGCUAUCUGCAUAAACUACCCUUUGUAAAAACAGCUACACAUGUAGUAUGAAUUGUUACCAUUUAUGUUCGAUGCCCUUCUAAAUUUAAAUUUAUCUCAUGGUAAACAUGCACAGACAUAUGUAUGCUUCCUUCUACUCAUUUGACGGCAAAUCACGUUUUCUCCAGAUCUAAUGCCUUACGAUUGAGUAUCGUUCUGAUUAAAGGCGCGUUUUCAAUUUCGGAAUAAUUUCAAAACCUACUUUCCAUUAAGCCGGCAUUCAAGGUUUCCAAACUAGAAGCUGUGGGCUUUCCCUAUAGGGAAAAUCAUACAGUUUAUGCGCUACUAAAAUUAUGUCAUAUAGGACUCAAAAUUUGCAAUGGAUGGUGACCUCGUUGUCCAUUUAGUAAGCGUGCUAAUACAACAUUGUUUGAUCGACCGUGUCACGUUCUAAGAAAAUUUCAUAGCUGGAAACUUUCCAACACCGACAGAUACGCCUAUUUCAAGUAUAAAAUCUGAAGAAGAUAUAGUCUGCUACAAAAUUAGUUCAAGAAAAAAUGUUUUUGUGUAUGUCUUCUUAAAAACAUAUUUUAAAAUAAAGGCAUCGAAAGUCAAUGUGAAAAGUUCAUGCCAAUGAGGUUGCCAUUUUUUGCAGAGUAUAGUUUUUGAAAGCGGCCAAAAAGAAGUCGGUACGAAAGCUGAUAUACUGGUAUGCUGAAAAUACCUUUACAUUAUGCUGUACGACAAGUCGUGUUGUAACACUACUUAAUUAAUCGUUCUCAAUAAGAAACACAUUUUAAAAUAGGCAGAAUGUUAUUACCGACAAAGACAAGGGAGACUGGAAUGGCCAUUUCUGGCUUAUUAGCCGUCGUCAGCCAGUCAUACCCAAGCCCGAAGUGUGAAACUUCCGAGCCUCGAACUCGCGAGUUGUUGGUUUAGAAGUCCACGCCUCUACCCACCGGGCCACGAGCCCGUUGUCCUGUCGGUUUUCGAUCGGGAAUAUACAAUGGUAGGGGCUUGGGUAUGACUGGAUGACGACGGCUAAUAAGCCAGAAAUGGCCAUUCCAGUCUCCCUUGUCUUAGUCGGUAAUACCAUUCUGCCUAUAUAUCAUGCACCGCUGUGUGGCUGUUGGUUGGGCUCGAGAGAGAGCCCUUAAGGCACAACGGAACGAGUGAGUUCCGUAUGAACGAUCGGUGAGCGCCCCCUACCAUUACCACAUUUUAAAAUUUCGGUCAACAUAUUAUAAGAUAGCAUAUAUACCGGAUGUUAUUAACUGGCAGUGGUCCCUUGAGUGUCAGCGCACUAUCUGUGCUGGCACCUAUAUUUUUUAAGUAGUAGAAGUUUAAAAUUAACGUUCUAUAAUCUGGUGUUUAGUUAAAGUUUUUAAAGUUAGAAGGGACGCUCGCAAAGUGCGGUAUAUUUGAGCCAUGCUGUUUCGAGUAAUGAUUCUGUCUAUUUGUGUUUAGCGGACUUCAUAGUUUUAUGCAGUGCACUUAUCAUAUGGUGCACUUUCCCUGAUGCGUAGGCCACUAUUGCCAGCAGUGAGACUGAAGAUGAUCUCCGUUUUACAGAGCCCCCAUGUCGGCGAGUUUUGGUCCUGAAGCCCCACUUGAGGGCUAACAUAUGCUUAGCUUUCUAAAGCGAUUGUGGUAGAUGUGAAUAAGUGGACUUUAUAAAUGCCACAGAUUUACAUCAUCCUUACGAUUUUAAUCGAGCCAGUGACCGCGCCACGGGGGAGGAGUUCUUAUACGCCAGCCUUGGUUAAUUCAGGUAUCAGCUCACACGCGCUUCGUUGAAUUCUCAUUAUUAUCCUAUUCCAACAAGUGGCCAAGAGGACUUGCUAGUGGAAUUAUUCCGACGGUGUGGAACUCUGUCGUCUCCACUUCAGUGGCGACGCACUGAGAAUUAUCAUGCAGCUCCCUCCGUUGCCUUCCAGCCGUGAUUGCACUCUUCGUGCAGCACAGUUCCGAGAUAUUUAAGUCAACUCAGGAUGCAGACUGUCCACCAAGCUUCUUUUCAGCUGUCCGCAUAAACUACCCUCUGUAAAAACAGUUACUUACGUAGUAUGAAUUGUUACCAUUUAUGUCCGAUGACCUUGUAAACUUAAAUUAAUCUUAUGGAAAACAUAAACGGACAUCUUCUUUCUUGUCGCGGGAAGUGUGUUUACAUGCCACCCUCACUUGCAUCCCUGUACGUGCAUCGGGCUCUGCUUGCGCUCCCUUUCUCUUCCUAAUCCAGCGAGUGGCUAAGUUAUAUAAGUUUACUAAAGUUGUUUUAGUAAGCUAAAAAUGUGGUAUUACUUAGGUGGGGCUGCAGAACCAAACCUCGCCCCCGCCCCUGGCGAUGAUUGUUGCAUUUAGUCCUUGUUCACUGUCAAGGUGGUUCGUAAAACCAGGGAGUGAGGGGCAAAUCGAUUCGGCGGUUGACUGAGCAGUUGAUGAACAUGCUAUCGAUCUUAAUAUUGCGUCUUUAACGUCGCGGAAGUGGAAUUUACCGAUUUACGAUGGUUGCAGAACGACACACGAGGCAAUUUCGCCAUGGCUUGGAGAUCCAGUUACGUAUUAUGUCAACUCAAACAUUUACUCCAGAGGUGACAUUUGGGGGGAGGAGGAAUGUUGAGUCUCCCGUUGUAUCGCUCGUACUAAUUAUCGAUCAGAUGUUGGGGAACACAAAAAGUUGAUUUAAUCUUUAACUUUUCCCUGCGUUUUUCGUGAACCCUCUACAUGGGUUGGCACCUCAAAUCCAAGUAGGGCCUAGAAUUUAAACCCAAUGGAAAUGGGUGUGAUUAAAUGUUUAAGCGAUUUAGGCAGGCAAGAAAAUGUUUUAAUUUUGGCAAAAAGACAAAUUAUUUUGAGUUCGCUAGCAUGUGCUCCUCACUCUGUAAAAAUGAAGGGGGACUGACACUUAAUGAUUAGACUGAACAUGAGAGCUCUCAAAUAUGCACCUAGGUGUGUGUCAAUUUUGUCCUAUAACGAAAAAGAAAGAGAAAUGGUCAGGUUAUGCUCUUUUGAUUAUAUCAGCAACAUUUCUCAAGAAAGAUUAUUUUAACAAUCAGUUUCUAUUUUAUUUCAUCAAUCUUUAAGAAAGCCUUGGAAGCUAGAUGAAUUACUGCAGCCAACUCUAGACACCUGUAAAUCAUUAAAAUAUUACCGCCAGUUUUAGGCAUUUUUUAACAAACACACAAACUAUCGUCGAAUAUUUCGAAAAAAUGUGUGCCGACUAGACGAUACUUUUCAAGAUAUGUUUUAAAUUGUCAGUAUAUGCAAGCGGCAAAUUUCGGAAAGUAUUUGGGAAUAAAAAGACUCCAUCACAGGGGUCCGGACUUUACUCGUAAGACGUUAUUCAGUCACGCUUGAUUUAGUCAUCGGAGACAGCAAUAUAUUUGCUUCUGACACAAAUUUGUUUUGCAAAAGUUAAGACUCCUAUGCGUUGGCGGACAUGUUGCGGUAAAUGAUUCCGGUUAUUAUUCUUGAAAAAAUUCAUGAAGACAUGUAGUUAAUGUAAGUGAUUUUACAAAAUAAUCUGAUCGUAAACUGCAAAGAAAACUUGCAAUUAUCAUCCAAACUAGCAAGUGUAGAUUUCGCUGUUAUGAACACAGGAGCCUCGCUUCACUAAUGGUCUAAAAGGCUUUGGUAAAAGAUGGUAACCAUACACUCGUAAUUUCUGACGGAUACUUCGACGAUUUUCUAUUGGACAGCAUACGAAAACACGUUUUCGCUUGUUCGAAUUUUAUCUCCUUUAUCGUUAGUUCAGUUAUCAUCCCGAGAAUGUUUAGGAGCCAAAUAUUUGUCGAUUUCGGCGUAACACUCAAUCAUUAAUGCGUGCGUGAAGGCCGUGAGGUGUUACAGGUGCUUCUGCACAAAUUAGCUGAAGAUGGGAUAAAGCUAGUUACCAUGGCAACUCUCCAACCCCAAUUGAACUGACAAGUCUGUUGCUGACCUUCAUGUCCAAUCUGGCGCCAGCAGUUUGUGCACAUGUGACCCAGUUUUAACAUUUAUGUGGCUCGGAAACAAUCGUGACCUCAAGGAAAUCGCAGAAGCAUUUUACAGUGUCCGUUCUCAGCAGGUGCCAUGGAUGUCCUGACUGCGCUGGCCGUCCGUUUUAACCCGGUAGCCUAAGGCUUACGUCAUCGCAGCUACUGUCUGUCAGAAUUUCACCCACACACACACACGCGCGGCUUUUUCGAAUACUUGGCGGACAUAGAGGUAAAAAGGGGCGGAGACCUCUUACGAGAUAGCUGACUGAUCAUGCAAUUUUUCACAUAAUGCCCAGAGUUCAACAUGCGUGCUUUAAGAGGACACACAGGUUACAACAGUUAGUUGAGAGGCGGAGACAAGAAGCACGGUCUGUCCUGGCUUUUCUGCCGUACUAGGCCAGGAACAUCCCUGACCCAAGUUAAGGAGAGCAGGUAUCAGAUGAUGAUGAAGAAGAAGAAGAAAAAGAAGAGGAUGAAGAUGUGAUCACUGGAAAAAAAAAUUAUUGGCCUUACGUUUCGGAUUCUUACUGGAACCAAUCUUCAGAGACGGUCGCAGAUAAGGGUAGUGGAGACACAAAGACUGUAGUAUUUAUAAUACGUAGUCGUUGUGGGGCCACAGUCCUCGCAACCGCCGCUUGUUAAUGGAUUGCGGGCCUGAAAACCACGAUUCGAGCAGCUCGCGGCUCAUGCGGUUUUCAGCUCUUGCGAGGAUUUCGACCUCUUGAAUGACCUCUCGAAUGAGGUUCGGUAGAAUGAGCUGCUGUCUAAGAGCUGGUGUCAUUCCUCCUCAUCGCUGCUGCGCGCUCAGCCAUGCGCGUCCGAAGUAAUCUCCCAGUUUCUCCGACGUACUUGACUUCCUUGCAGCUGUAUCAGGAAUUUGUUCUGAGAUAAAUUCUUCAACCAAGCAUAGGCAACGAAUCGACGUCCAGUGGUCUACGAUUGGUAAUGACUAUAGUCACAUGAAGUGGUGCUCACCGUCUACAGUUCACGUACUGUUAAACCUAUUUCUUUUUAAAUCAGAGAAAUUGAAAGCAGAUGUCGGAAUCUCCAUGAGGUGUAGGGCUGUCCCACACAAUAAAGACUAUCUGAAUUUUUAUUAAGAUUCCAUGUUCAGUGACCGAUUUCCCACACAACUUAAUUUUAAAAAUCAUCAUUAUAAAAGGGUCCCUUAGAACUAAUGGGCAAUUCACUUCUCACUAAAAACUUCCACAGUGUGAAGUACGCGGAAGGUACCCCUGAUCUCCAUCAACAAAUAACCGAAAUACCAGCAACCUUAAGUUGAUGUUUUGAAGCCAAAACAGAAGUGGGUAGCCCAAAUAAAAUACCAACUGUUUCGUGGUAAACUAUUUAGUACCAAAACAGCAAGCCUUAGUUUAACCAAUAUAAUCUGCCAUCUAUCAACAGCAGCAUAGGAAAAUUACCAUAAAAUUGUCUUGGUGGAUUAACUCACCAGGUGCUCUAUCCUUCUGCCAUUCAUUUACGAACAUUUGUUGCUGGGGAGGUUUAAAGGGUUUUACGAAUCUGUAGUCGCAUCUGCACCCAAAGCGCGGCAACGCAGUUGGCUGUCGGCAGACUGUGGACCGUGGACCGUGAUGACUGGCAGUCGUGCCCAAGAGCGGAGAAACAAAAAAGUUGGAAUCAACUGACCAUGAAGUGAGGGAGAACAGAAAUGUCUGCUAGAGGAUAGGCUAAGCUGUUCGAGGACCGGGCACUCUUUCAAGACAUAAUGCCACUGGAUAUCGUACCGGUCAGAUGGGCUUAUAUAGUCGCACCUGAUGUAAACAAGCCUCAGUCACCUGUAAUAAGGGACCGGUGGUGAUAGGGGUUUAUAGAGGUGAGGCCGAGGAGCGCAUAGACGACGCAGUAGGGCACUUGUAUGCAAAAGAAAUGCUAUUGGGAAUGCGCGGUUGUACUUUGUGUGGUUGAGAAAUAGUUGCCCUAAUCCUAAUCCAAAUCCUAGCCUCUAACCCCAACCUUCAACUCUGAUCCCUAUCCCCUCAACCCCAACCCAAGCAGUAUUGUGUCCAUCAGGUGGCAGCUACAUAACCACCUCUUACCUUUGCAUAUCGCGCGUUGAGAAAUGUUAAUUUCAUGGUCUUUGCAGAUUCUGUAACUUGAGUGUUGAAGAGGCCAUCUCGAAAAGUAUUGCCUUUCCCACCCAGGCAAUAUCGUACUGAGCUUACAACUGGGCACCUUUGAGAUAGUUCUGCAAGAUUGUUGGUCGAAGCACUGGGCACCGUUCACAGCUAAGAGUCGCUCUCCCUAACCCUAACUCCUAACAGUAUUGUGUCCAUCAGGUACGGCUGCACAACCACAUAUUACCGCCGUAUCUGCAUACAUCCAGUAUUCAACUCGAAAGUAUCGUUUUUGUCCUGAACGUCUUCCUAGUUUCCCUGCAUCCCAUCGGCUUACUGUCCAGCAUGUUGCCCCACCCGUAGAAUGCCCAUUACCAUUACAAUCAUUCCCGUAUGACACGAUCCACAGUAUACUGACAGCUAAUUGGAGUCCUUCACUCUACCGUUGCCCAAAGUGCAGCUUAGCCGUCUCUGGAGGAACUGUCAUUUGCGUUAAUCUACGCUGUCGUAACCGCCGGGGACGUACAUUGACAGGGCUGAAUUUUUUUUAGGCAGGCUUCCCAACACUCGACUAUAAUAGUAAGAGUUGCGAAAAUUCCCAUAGCAGUAAUUAGAAGACGAGGUGGCGAGCAUACGUAGUUUUCGAUAAAUUCUUGUCGGGCCAGUUCAGUGAUAUGGGAGCAGGGUAGAAGAAAAAUAUGUCAGCGAUAAAAGAAAUCGAUAAAAUUUCGCCUUUAAACGCAGGCGGAGUGUGGGAAUGUGGGGGGUUGGAUAGAAAGGGGGGAAGGGGAAUGAUAGCAGUCCGUUUCAGGGGCGGGGAAACUCCUAAGGAGACGUAUUGAUCAAGCUGUCUCGAGAACCAUCCCAGCAGCAAGGGUUCAAAUAGCACCUUCAGACACCGGUGGUCCUACGUCUUGGUUGCAUUCAAAAUCCCAGUUAAGGUACAAACCCGCAUUAGAACAGGUGUGAUGGAUACUCAACAACUCCCCCACUCCCCCUCCCACAAGCCCAUCACAUCGUUUUUUGGACAAAUGGACGGAUCUGAAGCCCUUAGGCUUAUAAGUAGUUGUGCAUGGCAGUCGUUUUCCCUCGAGUAACUUUGACUAGAGAAAGAUCUUUGGAUGCCGGAAUGCUUGACGUAUCUGCCCAGUUUAUUCUUUGAAGCAGUACUUGUUCGAACCUGCCACCAUAUAACUGUCGGUAGAUAAGGACAAAAGCAAUACUUAUUCCGUUACAUGAUGUGGGUUCUCGCUCGUGUUCUCAGAAGAAGAACCGUCAGGGUCGUAUUGAGAGGAGAACUUUAAAAACUGGUCAGUGAGUUUUGCAACUCUCCAAUCUCGCAUAAAUGCCCUGAAUUGCAAAUAAGCGCGGUAAGAUGCGGUUAUGUAGCCCCACCUGAUGAACACAAUACUAUUGGGGGUUAGGUUAGGGGUUAUGGUUAGGGGUUAUGGUGGUUAAGGGAUAGGGUUGGGGAUUAAGGCAACUAUUUCUCAACCAUUCAGCGUACAACCGUGCAUUCCCAUUGGCUUUUCUUUUGCGUACACCUACUUGACCUCGGUGCCUGUGCGUCCCCCGGCACCUCUUGUGAAAACCCCCAAUUACCACCGGUCCCGCAUUUCAGGUGACUGGGGUUCGUUUACUUCAGGUGGGGUUACACAACCACAUCUGACCAUAAUCCCUUGUUUAAACCCACAAAUGCGUAUCGCAUUAGUUUCAAAAAGGAGGUAUCUCUUCAAAUGUAGACCUGGAGAUCUAUCCAGUGCCCAUAUAAACCCCUAGGUUUCCGUUUUAAGAGUCAGAAUCUUGUUUUACUCAAUCUCAUAUUUCAGAAGAUAAUAUUUGAAAGACUACCCUUCUUCCUUGUUUAUGAUGUGUUUACUUGUUGCAAGGACAAUUCCACACUGAUAGCCGUAUAUAAAUCAUGAAAUCUGAAUUCCCUCUGCAACUUUUUGAGGCUAGAUUAUGCAGAGAGCAAGUAGACUGAAAAUAGCCAUCCCUUUCUAGAAUCAACUGUAUCGUGCAAACACGACGACCUGCAGCACCAUAACAACGUCGCUACUCAGUGCCGUUCCUAUUGUCUGCGGGCAUUGCACCAACAGAACCGACGGCCAACAACGUCAACCCGAAUUAAAACCCACAUGUACAAUAGAUGGGCUUACUUAUGAAAUAUCAAAUGUAAUUCCAAAAUGCGUUUUCGUUUCGAAAAGAUUAAUUAAGUAGGGUUAUAAAACCAAUCGUCGUGCAGGAAAAUUCUCUCACAAUUCAGUCACCUCAGGAUGCCGGCUUUCAAACAAAUUUCUUAUCGGCUGCAUGCAGGAAGUAUACUCUGUAAAAAAUGGCUACUUAAAAAGCAUGCUUUUUUCUCAUUGGUUUUCGAUGCCCUUAAAAAUUCAGUUAUAUUUCAUGGAAAACAUGCAUUACAAUGGUUAUUCUUUUGCUCAUUCAGUAGAAAAUUACGUCAUCUUUCAAUAUUUGUUCGAAAGAAGAGUAUGCUUCGGUUUUCAAACGUUUUCGAAUCCCCGAAUAAUUCUGAACCCGACCUGCUGUUACACUUGCAGUCGGGGUCUCGAUACUACAAGCCGUAUAUUUUCCGCGCACGGAAAACCAUACAUUUCUCUACGGUAUUAGAGGAGAUCGUAAAGAGUUUAUAAAAUUUAGCAGUGGAUUUGAUCCACAUUGUUAACUUUCCAAGCCACACUGGUAAAUGCAGAGACAUGACGUUUUACGAACGGCCAUUUCAUGGUGUUAAGAAAUAUCACAAUUAUAAACUUUUGAGACCGAAGUUUACUCUUCCUUCGAGUGCAAAAUUGGAAUAAGACGUCAUUUUCUGCGGACUGAGUAAAAGAAUGAAUAUUUUUCCGAAUGUUUUCCAUGAAAUAUGAUUGAAUUUUUAAGGUCAUCAAAAAUCAAUUGGAAAAAUGAAUGCUGCAUAAGUAGUUAUCCUUUACAGAGUGCAGUUCUUGCAUUCAGCCCGGAAGAGGUUAGUUCGAAAGCCGGUAUCCUGAAAUAACUGAAUUAUUAGAGAAAUUUGCUGCUAAUCGAUUGUUUUACAAAACUUACUUUAUCAAUCUUUUCAAAACGAAACGCUUUUUGGAAUUUCGGUCGACAUUUCAUGGGUUAGCCCAUCUACUGUAUAAACGUGAAUUUCCUACUUAACCCUGAAUUAUUUCAGUAAGAAAAUUUGUCCACAUAUCCAUGCGUCAUUGUUGCUUUAUAAAGCUACCACGUCCUCUUUUUUCUUCGGCUCUGUGACGUGCGAUGUCACCGGGCAAAUAAUUUAGGUCAGCAUGCUUUCAAGUAUAACAAUUUUGGUAGACAGUCUAGUGCCAGGUGGACCAGUAGGGCGUAGCCAAAUUAAUUUGAAUGUGCUUUUGAAAGUAUCAUCUCCGAGUUAGUAAAACCAAACAAGGAGGUCUACCACGAGGAUGUACAGUAGGUGUGCUAACUCAUGUCAACCGAAAUUCCGAAAUGCCUUUUCGUUUCUGAAAGAUUGCUUAGGUAGGGAUGUGAAAGUAAUCAUCAUGCAGCCUAAUUCUAUAAUAAUUCCAUUUCCUCGGGAUGCCGACUUUCAAAUGAUUUUCUUUCCCGGCGAAUGCAAAACCACAAUCUGUAAAACGUAACUACUUAGGUAGCAUAAACUUUUCUCAUUGAUUUUCAACGCCCUUAAAAACUCAAUUAUAUUUCAUGGAAAACAUGCAUGCAAUAUUCAUCCUUUUACUCAUUUGUUAGAAAAUUACGUCUCCUACCAACUUCAUACUCGCAGAAAGAGCAUCAUUCAGUUUUAAAAGUUCCUAACUCUGAGAUUUUUUAAUGCCGUUAGUAAAAUAGCAUAUGUCUGCAUUUGCUAAUGUGGCUUGUAAAGUUUACAAUAUCGCUCAAAUCCGCUGCUAAAUUUCAUGAACCCCAUGGGGUCUCUUCUUAAUAUCGUUGAGAAAUGUAAGGUUCUCCGUACGCAGCAAAUACAUGACUUGUAGUUUGGAAAGCCUGAAUGCAAGUUUAACGGCAGGUCAGAUUCAAAAUUAAUCGGCAAUCGGAAACGAUUUUGAAAACCGAAUAAUGCCUUUUCUUGGAGUAUAAAAUUGAAAGAAGACUUAAUUUUUUAUUAAAUAAGCGGAAGAAUGAAUAUUUUUAUGCAUGUUUUCCAUGAAAUAUAAUAAAACUUUUAAGGGUAUCGAAAAUCAAUGAGAAAAAUACGUUCUACAUAAGCGGUUACUUUUUGCAAAGUGUGAUUUUUGCAUGCGGCCAGUUAGUUAGAAAGCCAGCAUUCCGAGGUACCUGAAUUAUUCUAGAAUCAUGCUGCGGUAUGAUAAAUUUUACAAGCCUACUUACGUAAUCUUUCCGAAACGGAAGCGCAUUUCAGAAUUUCAGUUAGCAUUUUAUGAGCAAGCACACCUACUUUAAACAACAACCAUGGGCGAGGUUUGGUUCUGCGGACUUACUUGAUUGAUACCAUAUGGUUAGCUUCCUCAAACAACUUUAGUAUAUGCGAUUUCGUUGACCUUGCACAUAUCACGUAUUUGCGCCUUCCUUGCUAUUUCAAUCCAGCGAGUUACUGUGCCUCGGGCUCAGGUGGGGGGGGGUCCAUAUACGCCAUCCCCGGUAACAUCAGUCGUCAGUUUUCAUGCGCUUCCCUGAGCGUGCUUCAAGCCCAACUUGUGCCCUCGUUAUUAGUAUUAUCUUAAUUAGGCGAGUGGCUAAUAAGGCUUAUUAGUGGCAUUGUUCGGGUGGAUUGGAACUCCGUCGGUUCCACUAUAGUGCUGCGAAUGGGCACGCGAUUCUCGCCGUGGCCUUCCAGCCGUGAUUGCUUUCUCCUCAUCCUCUUAAUCCAGCGAGCGACUAUGUCACGGGGAGAGUGUGUACACGCCACCUUCUCUUACACCAAGAAUCGGUUCACACAGGCUUAUUUGCGUCUGCUUCGAGCUCCGCUUGCGUUCUCUUCCCCUCCCAAUCCAGCGAAUAGCUAUAUUGGGUAUGUUAAAUAAAACCGUCUUCCUUGUCUUUGUCGGUAAUACUAUUCUGCCUAUAUAUCAUGCGCCGCUGUGCGGCUGCUGGUUGGGAUCAAGAGAGAGCUCGUAAGGCACAACGGAGCGAGUGAGCUCUGUAAGAAUGAUUGGUGAGCACCCCUCUACCAUUAAAUAAAACUGUUUUAGGAAGCUAACCGCAUGGGGCUACAGGACCAAACCUCACCCAACCAUGCAAGCAAAGAUGUCGGGGCGAGUUGGAAUUCCAAUUGUACACGCCUUACGUGUUCAGCAUCUACCUCUGCGGAUUGGAUCCCAAAUAUUCCCAAGGAAUUGCUGGUUUAAUUGACCUUUGAGCGAGAAUGACUGGACGCUGCCGACACCCGCCCACUUGCGGCGGCUAAGGCAGCGUUCACCAUCUCAGCUCAUUCCUCCAGCACAGCAUCCUUCAUAGGAAACCGAGGGAAUUUGCGUUGUCGGAAGCAGAACCUAAAUGCCACAAAAAAUAUCCCCAUUACACUGCAUGCGGCCGUGUGUGCGGUUGUCUAUGUGCGCGCAGAAAAAAGAGUUCUACCAGGAUUGCCUUCUUCUCCUUCGCCUGUCCGCACUGCUGCUUCUCGGUUGUGGGCACCAGAUUGUUUCACACCCUGUCGACAUGCCGACUACCCCCUGCCCCCCCCGCGCCGACCCUCCGUGUGGUUUGCCGAUAUGGCGCUAAAUUAGACGCACUUCCCCGUCAAAUGCUUCCGUCGCCCGCCGCCCCCUUUGGUGGUCGUCCCACCCCACCAGUCGCACGUUGAGUGCGCGUACGCCACCGUUUAUGUGCGGUUACGCUCCUUGUCAGAUCGGAUGCAGGAGGCGAUGGUGCAUAGAUAUCUUUACGCCGCGGUCGGGGGAGGGGGGGGGGGAGCGCGUCUUGAUGACUCAUCGCAGGUAAGUGCUGAUGAUAGAGGUGGGGUUAGACCGUCCCUUGGGCAGGUUGAAGCAGGAACCACGAUCCGCCACCGAAAUGACGCCAAGCAUGGUACCUGUAGAGGCGCUAGCAGUACGUCCGAAAAAGCCUCCCGUACGUGACUAAGCACCCGGAGCGGGCAGAAACUGGGGGACUUUGCCAGCUAGAUGGUCGUUCUUUUGAUGAUGAUUAUAAAAACAAGACUCCUGUCAAAAAGAAAGUAGUAAAUGACUGGCAGUGGUACGUUUGUUACCAGCGGGAGCUGCCCACCGCUAGAUGAGCGAGAAUGAAGGUCGUAUUACCCCUUGUAACAUAAGUGAGGAGGAGGUACUCUCAGACAAUUUAGGGGAUCCGCGACUGACCAACGUAGGAUUACUAACUUAGGUGAGUAGUAUAGGAACAGAUAGAAAGCCAUACGUACGGGCAGUCAAAAAUUGGGUAAGAUUUGGUUUGGUAGCCUCACCUGACGGACAGAAUACUGUUGGGGCCGGGGUUAAGGGUUAGGGUUAGGGGUUAUGGUUAGAGGUUAUAGUUAGGGGUUAGGGUUAGGGGUUAACGCAACUGUUUCUUAACCAUUUAAAGUGCAACCGCGCAUUUUCAAUAGCUUUUCAUUUCCAUACAACUACUUGGCCUCGUCGCCUGUGUGUUCCCCGGCUCCACCUGUAAAAAACCCUUAGUACCACCGGUUCCGUAUUAGACGUGACUUUGUUUUGCCUACUUCAGGUUGGGCAGCAAUUCGGAAUACUUGUCGGCUAGAAGGCUGUUUUUUGAUAAUAAUUACAAAAUCAAAACCCCAGAGUAAAAAGGGGGUAGCGGCAAGCUGUGAUUGUGUAGCUCCACCUGAUGGACACAAUACUGUUGAGGUUGGGGUUACUUGUUAGGGAUUUGGGUGGCGGCUAGGGGAUAUGGUCAGGGGUUGGGAGUUAAGGUUAGAGGUUAGAGUUAGGGUUAGGCGUUAGAGCAGCUAUUUAUCAACCAUUCAAAGUACAGCCACGCAUUUCCAAAAGCUUUUAUUUUGUAUAAAAUUACUUGACCUUGUUGCUUAUGCGUUCCCGGUCCCACCUUUAAAAACCCCUACUACCACCGGUCCCGUAUUUCAGGUGGUUGGUGUUUGUUUACUGCGGGUGGGGUUACAUAGCCACAUCUGACCGGGGCAACUAACUGGCUGUCGUAUGUAAGCCCACAGAGCGAACAGCAAUGUGGUAUACUUGCUAGCUUGAAGGUCGUUCCUUUCAUAAUAAUUGCAAAAUCAAGACUCCCGGGUGAAAAGAAAGGAACAGCUAACAAACAGUCAUAUAUUUGCUGCCAGAGAAGAGCUGGCCACUGCUAGAUGAACAAACGGGGGCAUUUUCACACAGUGUGAAGAAGUGCCAGGAAGGGGGAGGGGGUAGGAUUAUUGACACAGGUCGGAUUCUGAUGACAUAGGAACUGAUGGCAAACCCCAACUUUUCCAACAGAAUUAGAUGACAUAGCUGACAUACUGGGAGAACACACUGUGAGGCCUCGGAUACACCUGUAGGCAAACGCGAAGACCUCUCUGUCUCGCAUUAAACCAGACGGCCUUGAAUUGAAGUCUGAUUUCUAGGCUGAGUGCAUCCGAUUCAGAUGUGAAAUUGUUUUUGAAGGCUUGGGAUUAUAAUCAGGAUGCCUCGCCACCUGUCAUUUGCAUUUUCUGAGUACGCCACGCCUUAAACGAUGUGGCCUGGUCCAGUAGCUCGGGACUACGAGCGAGGCUUCUCUGUCAAGUAGUUGGGCUGUGUACCGUGGGGGCACGUAGUCGGGGCUCGCUUUAGACGAACAUUUUAGUGUCCUGGUCUCUGUUUUUUGCUCGUCCUUGAUACUUCCCGUGCCAUUUGGUGCGCACAGACUCAGAUGGAAGACGGUGUAUUCCUCCGAAGAUGAGAAAUUAAAGGACGAAGUCCAAGUAAAUUCAUUUGAGAUCAGUAAAUGCUCAUGAGUGUCAGGGAUAGCAGGGUAUUCUCGUUAGCACUAGGGAUGGUGGUUGCAACGACUACGACGACGACGACGAUGAUGAUGAUGAGGAGGAGGAGGAGGAGGAGGAGGAGGAGAAGAAGAAGGAGGAGGAAGAAGAGGAGGAGGGGGAGGAGGAGGAGGAGGAGGAGGUUAACGAUGACGAGGAUAAUGAUGAUGAAGUUGUGCAAGAUAAGACAGAAUACAUAAAGACCGAAAAACUUAUUGAUAUCAAGUCAAAAAGCUCGCAGACGAUGAGGAGGACAAAUUGUGGAAUGCUUAACAAAAACUGA
Spirometra erinaceieuropaei is the source of this 23649-nucleotide messenger RNA. NCBI's taxonomy places the organism in Eukaryota, Metazoa, Platyhelminthes, Cestoda, Diphyllobothriidea, Diphyllobothriidae. The record is from the annotation of a GenBank genome assembly.